AUGUCAGAUAUCAACCCAUUGGAUGUCUUGGCCAUCAAGAACGUCGUAUCGCGGUAUUGUCAGGCUCUGGAUCUGAAGGACUUCGAUCUGCUGGGCAAGGUCUUCGUACCGGACGUUGAAGCCAGCUACCCUUUCAAUGAAGCCAUACAGAGCCUUGACGAACUGAAGGAUGCGAUUAAGAACCGCCUUGGACCAAUCCGAACACAUCACAACCUCACCACACAGACCAUCACAUUCAGAUCCGAUGCGCAGACGGCCCGGGUAGUAACAUAUUUCCAAGGAGUUCACUUCGGACAAGGCCCUCACGAGGGCAAGAUGCUAUGCGCGUAUGGCAAGUACGUGGACGACAUGGUAAUGCUAGAAACGAAGCAAAGUGACUUCGAUGGUGUGCGCGGUGCAAGUGGUAUCUGGAGGAUCAAGGACAGAACGGUAACCUUCACCCAGCGAAUUGGAGACGAGAAGAUCAUGAAGGAGCAUUGA
Alternaria arborescens is the source of this 480-nucleotide messenger RNA. RefSeq lists its product as hypothetical. The record is from RefSeq and is a predicted model, not a curated record. The transcript is spliced from 3 exons. The coding region runs from base 1 to 480 and encodes 159 amino acids. NCBI's taxonomy places the organism in Eukaryota, Fungi, Ascomycota, Dothideomycetes, Pleosporales, Pleosporaceae.